UGUGGGUGUAGCUGGACCCCGAGCAGACUGGUUUCAUUGCGGUGGAGAACUUCACCAGUCUGGCGGAGCAGCAUGAGCUGCAGCUGGACCCCAGCAAGCUGGACAUGCUGCUGGCCCUCGUUCAGAGCGACCAGCACGGCCACGUCUGCUACCAGGAGCUCAUCGAGCUGCUAAGCAGCAAGCGCUCCAGUAGUUUCCGGCGUGCUAUUGCCAAUGGGCGGCGCACUCUGCAGCGCGAGAUCCUAUUGGACGAGACGGGCCUGGGCGUGUACAAGCGCUUUGUGCGCUACGUGGCGUAUGAGAUCCUCCCGUGUGAGACGGACAGACGCUGGUACUUUCAUCAGAACAGGCUCUGUCCUCCACCUGUCUUCAUGGCCAUCGUCACCAUAGUGCAGAUUGUGGUGUUUAUGUGUUAUGGGGUGAGGCUCAACAAGUGGGUUCUGCAGACAUAUCAGCCAGACUUCAUGAAGAGCCCACUGGUGUAUCAUCCAGGACACCGAGCCCAAGUCUGGAGAUUCUUCAGCUACAUGUUCAUGCAUGUUGGGUUGGAGCAGCUGGGUUUUAAUGCGCUACUCCAGCUGAUGAUUGGCGUUCCUCUGGAGAUGGUACACGGAAUUCUGAGAAUCAGCCUUCUCUAUAUGGCAGGAGUGGUGGCAGGUUCUCUCACUGUCUCUAUCACUGAUAUGCGAGCGCCGGUGGUCGGUGGCUCUGGAGGAGUCUACGCACUCUGCUCUGCCCAUCUUGCCAACGUCGUCAUGAACUGGGCCGGGAUGAAGUGUCCGUACAAGUUACUGCGGAUGAUCCUCGCGCUGGUUUGCAUGAGCUCAGAGGUGGGCCGAGCGGUGUGGCUGCGCUUCUCGCCGCCGUUGCCGUCGUCAGGGCCGCAGCCGAGCUUCAUGGCCCACCUGUCGGGUGCCGUGGUGGGGAUCAGCAUGGGCCUGCUUAUCUUGCGCAGCUACGAGGAGUCGCUGCACAAGCAGUGCUCAUGGUGGGUCCUCGUCUUCUCCUUCGUCACCUUCCUACUCUUCGCCAUCUUCUGGAACAUCUUCGCGUACGAGCUGUUAGGAGUCCAAAUUCCGCCUCCACCCUGAUGAUACGCCCCCGACCUUUUCCUCACUCCGGCUGCGGAUGGCCACACAACCUUCAAGAAACUGGAUUUCUUGAUGGCCUCACUCCCCUUUUUGUUACAGGCUCCGCCCCCCCUUUUGACCAAUACUGGACGGAUGGUCCAAACAGGAAGAUUG
Molecule: messenger RNA, 1244 nt
Organism: Ictalurus furcatus (blue catfish)
Lineage: Eukaryota; Metazoa; Chordata; Actinopteri; Siluriformes; Ictaluridae
Gene: rhbdl1
Product: rhomboid, veinlet-like 1 (Drosophila)
Exons: 7
Coding region: 105-1091 (328 amino acids)
Cellular component (GO): membrane
Molecular function (GO): serine-type endopeptidase activity
Source: RefSeq, a predicted model, not a curated record